This is a messenger RNA of Brachypodium distachyon (stiff brome), 1139 nucleotides long. RefSeq names its product tropinone reductase homolog At2g29170. The record is from RefSeq and is a predicted model, not a curated record. The transcript has 5 exons. The coding region runs from base 164 to 943 and encodes 259 amino acids. Gene Ontology annotation, molecular function: oxidoreductase activity. Lineage: Eukaryota; Viridiplantae; Streptophyta; Magnoliopsida; Poales; Poaceae.
GGUUGUGGCGCAUGUGUGUGUCUAGCUCUACUUGUGGACGAGGCCAAUCCUACAGGGCUUGUCUUGUGAGAGUACAUAUGUCUUGGCAUCGAUCCAGGCCACACAAAAAUCACUUGAGGUUAGUACAACCCCUUGGGCGCCGGGGAAUUAAUAGGGAAAGACGAUGAUGAGCAGGGAGGAGCGGUGGAGCCUGGCCGGCGCAACGGCGCUCGUCACCGGUGGCAGCAAAGGGAUCGGGCAUGCGAUCGUGGAGGAGCUGGCAGGAUUCGGCGCCCGUGUGCACAUGUGUUCCCGGAACGCGGAGGAGUUGGAGGAGUGCCGGCACCGGUGGGACGAGAAGAGGUUCCAGGUCACCGUGUCCGUCUGCGACGUCUCCUCCCGUGCGGACAGGGAGAAACUCAUGGAGACGGUGAAACAAAACUUCGACGGCAAGCUCGACAUACUAGUGAACAACGCAGGACGGGUUGAUGGUAAAAUAGCUACCGAGUACACGGCGAGAGACUACUCGACAAUCAUGGCGACCAACUUGGAGUCCAGCUUUCACCUCAGCCAACUGGCACACCCUCUCCUCCUCCGUGCCUCCAUCGCUGGAGGAGGCAGCAUCAUCAACAUCUCUUCCAUCGGAGGCUUGAUCGGCUACCCAGGCCUCGCUGUCUAUGGCAUCACAAAAGGGGGAAUGAACCAGCUUACGAGGAGCCUAGCUACCGAGUGGGCCCGGGACAAGAUCCGUGUCAAUUGCGUCGCACCGGGAGCGAUCAAGACUGACAUGACCAAAAAGAUGGAGUCGGAGGCCCUUGAGCAAGAGGUCUCGAAAGUCCCCAUGAGGCGUGUCGGCACACCACUGGAGGUGGCAUCAGUGGUGUCGUUCCUCUGUAUGCCGGCGGCUUCCUUCAUCACCGGCCAGGUCAUUAAUGUUGACGGCGGACGAACAAUCAGUGCUUAGUUAGAUGCUUCCUCGUCAUCAUGGAUCCAAACAAAGAAAUUCAACCCGCAGGACGUGCCUAUACGCAGCAUGACAUUCUUAAUUCGAUGCUUCUAGCUAUGAAUCCUUUAGGGUUUAAAUUUUGGGAAACUGUAAGACAUUGGUUCUCUUAGGAAUAUUCUAACUUUGGAAUUUGUUUGAAAACUAAUUUCAACAA